This is a messenger RNA of Oryza brachyantha (malo sina), 1763 nucleotides long. Its product is annotated as translation initiation factor eIF-2B subunit beta. Gene Ontology annotation, biological process: translational initiation. The transcript has 9 exons. Lineage: Eukaryota; Viridiplantae; Streptophyta; Magnoliopsida; Poales; Poaceae. The coding region runs from base 92 to 1333 and encodes 413 amino acids. Gene Ontology annotation, cellular component: eukaryotic translation initiation factor 2B complex. Gene Ontology annotation, molecular function: translation initiation factor activity; guanyl-nucleotide exchange factor activity. The record is from RefSeq and is a predicted model, not a curated record.
UUGCAACAUCUCCUUCGUUCCCCCUUUCCUCCCCGAAAACCCUAACCGCCUCGCCGCCGAAUCGGAGCUCCUCCCCAUCCCGCUCGCCGCCAUGCCGGACGUGCAGCCACUCGUCAGCGAGUUCGUCCUCAAGCUCAAGCGCCGAAAGGUGGAGGGGUCCCACGCCGUGGCGCGGCAGACGGCGGAGCUGCUGCGGUCGGUGGUGUCGCAGCACCGCAUGGGCAGCACCAACCAGGCGGCGGCGCUCGCGGACGCCAUCCGCGGCGUCGGGGAGCAGCUCAUCGCCGCCAACCCCAUCGAACUUGCUGUUGGAAAUAUUGUGAGACGUGUUUUGCAUAUAAUAAAAGAGGAGGAUAUAUCUUCUACAGCAGUUGGUAUUGAAGGACUCUCAGUGACUGCUGACAGUGAUGAUGAAUAUGACAGCGGAAAUGAUGAUCACCCUACCUUAUCUGCUGCUGUCCUUGCUGCCCAUGCUAGAAAUGCCCUCCGGGCACCGUCUUUGCAGACACUUCUGGAAGAUAUUCCUGUGAACACUGGACUUUCUCGUUCUGCAUCGUCGACUGGGGACUCUGAUGGGAAAUCUGGAGAUAAGAGCUCAAAAUCUAGGAAACUCAAGCAUGAUGUGAUUGCAGCCAUUGGUGAUCUAAUUGAUGAGAUUGAUACGUGCUAUGACCAGAUUUCUGAGCAAGCUGUGGAACAUAUUCACCAGAAUGAAGUAAUUCUAACUCUAGGUCGCUCUAGGACUGUGAAAGAAUUUCUGUAUGCUGCUAAGGAGAAAAAACGAUCAUUUCGUGUAUUUGUUGCUGAAGGUGCUCCAAGAUAUCAGGGACAUGUUCUUGCAAAAGAGCUGGUUGAGAAGGGUGUACAAACUACUGUUAUAACAGACUCUGCAGUCUUUGCUAUGAUCUCCCGUGUUAACAUGGUUAUAGUUGGAGCACAUGCCAUAAUGGCAAAUGGUGGUGUUAUUGCGCCGGUAGGAAUGAAUAUGGUUGCUCUCGCUGCUCAAAGGCAUGCUGUGCCCUUUGUUGUUGUUGCUGGCAGUCACAAGCUGUGUCCUUUGUAUCCACACAACCCGGAGGUUUUACUGAAUGAACUUAAAUCACCAUCUGAUCUGCUUGACUUUGGCGAAUUCUCAAAUUGCAUGAACUGCAGUACUCAGGAUGGCACUCUUCUGAAUGUUGUCAAUCCAACAUUUGACUAUGUGCCACCAAAGCUUGUGAGCCUUUUCAUCACUGAUACUGGAGGGCACAGUCCAUCGUACAUGUACCGCCUUAUUGCUGAGUAUUACUCGGCUGAUGACUUGGUAGUGCGGCGGAAGUCGACAUCUUCAUAGAACAGAAAGAAGGCACACCAGGCUCAGUGUGUGAUCGUUUUGAAGGUAUCUAGGAUGUGCACAAGUGCCGUUGGUCGGAGAUGUUGAAUCAGCUGUUUUGAUCUUGAAGUUGAAUUCUGUAAUUACCAUCCGACUGCAAUCGAUCAAUCUGGGAAAACUCCUUCCAAUAACUUCAAAUCAUUGCAGCAUUUUGAGUGUAGACUGUUGAGGCAAUGGGGGCGUGACGGAUGCCUGAAUGAAUUGAAUUGUAUAAACUAUAGAAAGCUACAUAGGUGAUGCAGGGUGUAGAAUGUGGCCGUUUUCUGUCUGUGCAUCCUGUGAUCUUGCUAAAAGUCUAAUUUUUGUCUGUUCUUGAGUGACAAAUGUUUCAUGCCAGUGUUAAAAAAAAAGCCAACACACUGAUGGACUUCGCUGAAGAAUUUUUCUUAUA